This is a messenger RNA of Puma concolor (puma), 879 nucleotides long. RefSeq names its product RWD domain containing 2A (gene RWDD2A). NCBI's taxonomy places the organism in Eukaryota, Metazoa, Chordata, Mammalia, Carnivora, Felidae. The record is from RefSeq and is a predicted model, not a curated record. Gene Ontology annotation, molecular function: protein binding.
AUGUCCGCUUCAAUGAAAGAAUGCCUGCAGCUUCAGCUGCUAGAGAUGGAAAUGCUGUUCUCUAUGUUUCCUAACCAAGGAGAAGUAAAACUCGAAGAUGUAAAUGUCCUGACGAAUAUAAAGAGAUAUUUGGAAGGAAAAAGGGAGGCGCUGCCACCCAAAAUCGAAUUUGUGAUUACACUCCAGAUUGAGGAGCCCAAGGUGAAAAUUGAUUUGCAAGUAACCAUGCCUCACAGCUACCCCUAUGUAGCAUUGCAGCUGUUUGGACGGUCUCCUGAGCUUGACAGACAACAGCAACUACUUCUCAACAAAGGUCUCACUUCUUACAUAGGGACUUUUGAUCCAGGCGAGCUCUGUGUAUGUGCAGCAAUCCAGUGGUUACAGGACAACAGUGCCUCCUAUUUUCUGAACAGAAAGCUCGUUUAUGAACCGUCUACACAAGCAAAGCCAGUCAAGAACACAUUCCUCCGGAUGUGGAUCUACAGCCACCACAUAUAUCAGCAGGACCUAAGAAAAAAGAUUUUGGAUGUUGGGAAAAGGUUAGAUGUGACUGGGUUUUGCAUGACAGGAAAGCCGGGUAUAAUCUGUGUGGAGGGCUUCAAGGAGCACUGUGAGGAAUUCUGGCACACAAUUAGGUAUCCCAACUGGAAACACAUUUCUUGUAAGCAUGCUGAAAGUGUGGAAACGGAAGGAAAUGGAGAGGAUCUACGCCUUUUCCAUUCUUUUGAAGAAUUACUCCUGGAGGCCCAUGGUGACUAUGGAUUAAGGAAUGACUAUCACAUGAAUCUGGGCCAAUUCUUAGAAUUUCUGAAAAAACACAAAAGUGAGCAUGUUUUCCAGAUAUUAUUUGGUAUUGAAAGCAAAAGUUCAGACUCCUAG